Molecule: messenger RNA, 1779 nt
Organism: Fonsecaea multimorphosa CBS 102226
Lineage: Eukaryota; Fungi; Ascomycota; Eurotiomycetes; Chaetothyriales; Herpotrichiellaceae
Exons: 2
Coding region: 1-1779 (592 amino acids)
Source: RefSeq, a predicted model, not a curated record
AUGGCAUUCCUGCCGACCGAGUCGUCAUGGAAUGAAGGACUUGAAGAAUUGGAACUGUGUGGUCACGUUGCCAGGGGUAGAGAUCCUGCUCAAUCUCCAAUCCACUCCUCGAUCCACGAUGCCGGUUGUUCGCCCUCCGAGCAUUUCUACAAUAUGGCGGACGGUGGGGCAGGACUGGAGUUGGAUGCGACAGCACUUGAAGAGGCGAAAACAGAUUUGGUGGAUGUCACACAGUCACCAAGGGAUCUGGGUAUGAGUAGAUGCGCCUCAUCCACUCUAUACUUACAUGGGGAUCGAGAACCCGUUCACGUGUCAAACCCACGCGAAGCUUUCGACUUGCCGAAUACUCUGAAGGACCAUUCAACAAGCCACAACGAUACUUGGAAUUACCUAGAUCGGCUAGACAACCACAUUCACUUCGUCACCAAAGUCAAAAAGAUCAGGCAGCAGCGGCAGAAAGUCCAAGCGCUCAGGAUACAAGCAAGAGAUGAACGGAGUAGGAUGAAGCAUACGCGAGAUAGACUGCAAGAAGCCUUUGGCAGUUUUCUAGAGGCAAGCGGAACCAUGCUUUCCCUAGGAAAUGGUUAUGACAGUGCCACAGUCGGCUUGCGAGAGAUGGAAUCGACUUUCAGAGAACUGGAAGCCCAAGAUAUUGAUCUUGAUAUUGUGGAAUCGACUCUUGUUCCUGCAGAGUGGGAGCUCAAGGAAUCCGAGCAACAACUUUACGAGGACAUAUUAGGAUCAUCAGCUUCUGAUGGGAGUGAUUCCGAGAUUGGUGUCCAACUGAUCAAAAAGAUCCCUGAGAGUCUCCAUGAUAUACCUAAAACUCAUGACGUUAACGUGAGUCUCUCGCCCGAGUAUGAGCCAACCAGUCAAGAGCGAUUAUCGGCAUUAGCACGUCAAAGACAAGAAGUGACGGAUAGGCUGCUGAGCCUGACAAACGAGUACGCCGCGCUCCAGGAAGACGUGCAGAUGAGGACAGCAGUCGGUCUGCCUGUGGACGAAUUCUCGCAAGAGGCUUUAGCAGCUUUUCCGAAGCGCCGGGCGCAAUUGUUGAGAGAGUUGGCCGAUCUAACCACGGGUCACAACACCCUAUCUAACAUGGUCGCUGAAGGGUCGGAUCUGACGUCGAAGGAAUCAGACACACUAUUUGGACAUGAUCAAUUCAACGACCUGCUGACCGAUGCCGCGAUGAGCCUGCCAUCUCUGACCGAGGGCGACGAAGCGCUGCAUCUUCAAGCCCGCGAUUAUGAGGAACGAAACAAUGACAUGGUUCCUUUUCUGUCUCAGCCUAUCUUGGAUGCCAUGUUGCAUAAUCAAGGUAGAGAAGAGCAAUCUCUUGUUUCUCCCUUUGCCCAGUAUACGUCUGCUGCUUGGGAUCUGCGCGGCCGGGGGCCUGAGCUACUUUCAGCCUUUGUAUCCAUGUGGAUUGUUGGGUGCUUGCAAUCGUCGUGGUGGUCCCUGAUCCGCUUCAUCUCCAUAAUUGACCUUGAUGGGAAACUGCCUAUUGAGACAUUUGUGGAGUAUAUCAACAGGACGUUGUUUCAGGGCGACAACGGUUACAACACUCACCCUUAUCUCAGCGAAGAUCCAGAACGUUCUGGUUUCUCAUGUACUCUUGAGGACGAAAUAUUUACUCCGUUGUCCGGCGCUACUGACAAAUUCAACCAAGAGCUUCAGUGGAAGACUCGCCCCUUGAAACGAAGGCACAGCUCGGGAUACUCGGCGGCGACGAUCCACCGAAAACUUUCCAACCACACUUAUCCGAAGACAGACUGA